Heterobasidion irregulare TC 32-1 is the source of this 294-nucleotide messenger RNA. RefSeq lists its product as uncharacterized. The transcript has a single exon. The coding region runs from base 1 to 294 and encodes 97 amino acids. The record is from RefSeq and is a predicted model, not a curated record. Lineage: Eukaryota; Fungi; Basidiomycota; Agaricomycetes; Russulales; Bondarzewiaceae.
AUGGCAUAUUCAAGUCCUAAGGAGCAAUUUCAGGAGAUCUGGACAGCGGCGAUCACGAGAUACAAUCAGGACACCAAGCGCGACUAUCUUGAACGCGGGCUUGAGGCAGAUUCCCCCGAUGCUCUUUUUAGAAUCCUCGACAAGGAGCUGAACUUAUUCAAGGAGUAUCUGAAGAGGGGACACAGAGCCCGAAAUGCGAUUCUGUCAGUUCUGGAAUCGGUGGACAUAUCCGCAGAUGCGAUAGGAGACAGUCUUGCGACGGUGAGCACCGCGUCCUCCCGCAGCUGCUCGUAG